Molecule: messenger RNA, 3057 nt
Organism: Rana temporaria (common frog)
Lineage: Eukaryota; Metazoa; Chordata; Amphibia; Anura; Ranidae
Product: ras and Rab interactor 3-like
Exons: 6
Coding region: 180-1850 (556 amino acids)
Biological process (GO): vesicle-mediated transport
Cellular component (GO): cytosol; endocytic vesicle
Molecular function (GO): small GTPase binding; guanyl-nucleotide exchange factor activity
Source: RefSeq, a predicted model, not a curated record
AUAGUUGUAAACUUCAGAGCAGCAACAAGGAAAUGAGAAGGUGUAAAUGCAGUCAGUAAAUUCCAGUAAUAUCUCAUUUACUCUGUGACUUGGUUUAUCUCACACCCUCCUAUUCAUGUCUUACAAGGGAUUCUUUGGAAGUGUAUAUGCUUUCCCUACUGAAUUUCCCCUUUUAGAGAAUGAAACUGGAUCUACAACAAAGCAACAAGUCGGCACAACAUUUCUGUUCGAUACAAGUGACGUCUGAAAAUGGAGCCCUCUGUAUCAUUAAUCCUCUAUUUCUGCAUGAACACGGAGACAAUUGGCUUACACAUAAUUCACAAACCCAAGAAAAAGAGAAAAGAAAGAGUGUACUGUGGAGGCUUGAGCAGGAACAUGGAGAUACUAGAAUUGGACCUGCUCCGGAAGAUAUACAUGGCACUGAUGUUUGCAGCCCAGACAAACCACCAGACAUUUGUGAAGAAUUAUGUACGGAGGAUCCUAAUGUUUUAAUUAAUUACAAUCAACACUUAAACGAUUGCUGCAAGGCUCAAGAAACUACAGAUUCAAAACCCAGUACUCCAAAGCUGCACAGAAAAUCUGUAAUACAUGUACAUACUGAAAAAAGAAGAGAAAGCAUGAUAGAAUUAAAUGAAACACAAACUUUGGGUAAUAAUUUUAAUCAUGGGAACACAACACUAAGGUUGUCAAAGGAAAAGAAAAGUGCUCAGUCUCCACACAGAGUGUCCUGGAUGGAAGAGGAGCAUGUUUUGAAAGCCGUUUUGAAAAAAACAAAUUCAGACACUUCCCAACGUUCCUCUGACAGUUUCCUUCUCCCUCCUCUGCCGGAGUUGGAUUCCGUAUCCAUAAGUAGUGUUGAAGAAGAUGGAGAGGGCAACUCCUUAAGGCCAAAGAGACAUCAGUCACAUGGACUUGGAGAUAUAGUCCGACAUAGUCUACUAGCAGUUAGCACUGCACUAACUGGGCUUGUUUCCCCAGAGAAACACCUGGGAAAUAGAAUAAAACAACUGGUAGAAGACACAUCAUCUUACCUGGGUGAAACCUUUCAAACAUUCAUGGUCCAACUACAAAAACGGUCUGUUGUGUACCAUUCGUCUACAGAGAUGCUACAGGCUAUACGUCAACUGCUUACCAAUUUGAUGAACUAUCUGCUGGAGAGCAAUGAAACUUUGGAAAUUCUGGAACGUCAAGAGAUUGAAGAAUUCAAAAUUGCCUCUGUUAUUGAAUCCUCUCUGUACAAGUGUGUACUAAAACCCCUCCAAAGCACAAUUUAUUCUCAACUUCUGGAGUUGCACAACAGAGAUGGCUCUAUGGAGAUAUUGCUGGAAAAUCAAAAGAGGAUGAAUACAUGGAGCCUUAGUGAGCAGCAGCCAAAAGCUGGAAUUCCUGGGCUUGCCACCAUGGAAAAGAUCAAGCAGAAACUGGCACUCAUGCACAAAGCUUAUUCCCCAGAAAAGAAAAUACGCCACUUGCUGAAAGUCUGCAAACAUAUUUAUGAAUCAAUGGAAGCAUCCAGUGGGAAGAAAGAGGCUUUUGGUGCAGAUGACUUCUUACCAGUUCUGAUUAAUGUGCUGCUGGGAUGUGACCUCACUUCUCUUCAGGUGGAUGUGGAGUAUAUGAUGGAACUUUUGGAUCCUUUACAGCUCCAAGGAGAAGGGGGCUAUUAUCUGACUACUUUGUUUGGAGCUUUGUAUCACAUAAGCACCUUCAAUACUGUAUCAAGACAGCUCAGCGUGGAGGCCCAGAAUUCUAUCCGCCAGUGGCAACGCAGAAGGACUAUUCACCACAAACAAGUGAAUAAGACAAUGUCAGAAAAAUAUGCAUCUCUGUUGGCCUCAGAUGGAGAAUAGCCUGGAAUUUGCUUUUACUUUGUAGAGUACCAAAAAGGGAACAUAUGUACUAUUAUUGUGACUGCGGUCAGGUUUCCUGUAAAAAAUUACUUCUUGUAUAUUUAGGAUUUAAAAAUAGGCUGUAUGAGGCUGUAUGUUUGUCGCUUAUGGGCUAAAAAAAAAAAAGCUCAAGUAGAUCUUUGCAGAAAUGAAUACUUUUCACUUCUACAAGACAAUAAAACGUCCUCUGUAUUUGUUUAUUAGGUUGGGCAAAGGAUGCCAAGAGUUGCAUGCCAACAGGUACCAAGUGCAGACCUGAAAUGGGUCUGUUAAACUCCAUGAGGGAAGACUGAACAGAUACUGUUUGGCUCUGAUUCAGCAGGGCAUCUGUUCAUAAAUCCACUGCUCAUCGGAACAAAUGCCGCCCUUGUGAAAGGGCCCUAACAGUUUAGAAGCAUCUGCUGUGUGUUUAGGCUGACAGGCUGCCAAGAUUCUGGAUAGGUAAACAAAUAACCGGUAAAGAGCUAAAUGUUUAGUGCACUUGGUGAACUUUGCAGAUACAUUUCCUCACAAUGCCUACAGCUACAGAGGUGAAUACGGGUUUGUGUUAGGGCACAUUCACACAAGCAAGCUGCACUGAACCCAUGGCUGCUGGUGUGUCCUGGGAAGAACCUGUCCAUUUACAUUAUUUACAUUAUUUAAAGUUAUUUAAAGUUUCUUUUUCUUACCACAUUAUAUAAAUGUCACAUUACAUAUGAGUGGGGUGGUGGAGCCUUUACAGUUCUUUUAUAAAAUAAAAAAUUACAUAUAUGCAGUCUUUCAUUAGCAUUUUAGCAGCAAUUUAUUUUUUUUCAAUUGUUUUGUAUUUUAUAAUCGGUUGAUCUUUUUUCACUUCCUGUAACUGGGUGUCAAUGCUGUUCGUUCUGCAAUGAAAUCAUAUGGCAAUGUUGUCAUCCUGUAGACGGAGUAGUCUUAGAUAAUCUUGUUGUUUUAAAUACUGUACAUUUUAAGUAAAAGACAAACAAAAAAUAAAGCCCAACUCCAAGGCAAGAGGACGUGUUACAGAAGAAAACAUCUUAGGGUAUCGUUCCUUAACCAUGGUGUCCUAAUAUUGUAAGAAGUUAGAGAUUUUGCUCACAGAACUGUCAUCAUUUUUGACCUUCCAAUGUAAUGUAUACUCUUAAGGUGUUAUAUAUUGUAAAUAAAUCCAAUUUAUCCGUUUUAUAGA